This is a messenger RNA of Quercus robur (English oak), 2693 nucleotides long. Its product is annotated as probable pre-mRNA-splicing factor ATP-dependent RNA helicase DEAH2. The record is from RefSeq and is a predicted model, not a curated record. Gene Ontology annotation, cellular component: intracellular anatomical structure. Gene Ontology annotation, molecular function: ATP binding; RNA helicase activity; RNA binding. NCBI's taxonomy places the organism in Eukaryota, Viridiplantae, Streptophyta, Magnoliopsida, Fagales, Fagaceae. The transcript has 7 exons. The coding region runs from base 160 to 2376 and encodes 738 amino acids.
AAUUUUCUUUCUCCAAAAUUAGUCAAAAUCUCAUAGCUAGGGUUUUUUUUUUUUUUUUUUUUUUGCUUCGAAUCGGGGCAAUAGAGAGGGUCUACUCGACUCUCGGGUUCGUUCGUUCAGUGCGUUUCGUACUGUUAGGGUUAGGGAUAGGGUUUAUUGAUGGGAACGGAGAGGAAGAGGAAGGUGAGCUUGUUCGACGUGGUGGACGAGUCGAAGAUCGCCAAAAUCAACGGCGGCGCCUUCUCGUCCUCGGCGGCGGCGAUGAGCAACAGUGUUAGUAUUAUUGGCGGAGGCAAUAGCAGCAACCCCGCGAUCAAUAGCUGGACGGGGAGGCCGUACUCGCAGAGGUACUAUGAGAUUUUGGAGAAGCGGAGAGGCUUGCCUGUUUGGCACCAGAAAGAAGAGUUCUUGCAAGUUCUCAAGGCUAACCAGACUCUCAUCCUCGUCGGUGAGACUGGUAGUGGCAAAACCACUCAGAUUCCCCAGUUCGUUUUGGAAGCGAUUGAUUUAGAAACUCCAGAUAAGCGCAGGAAGAUGAUGAUUGCGUGCACCCAGCCUCGUAGGGUGGCUGCUAUGUCUGUUUCUCGUCGUGUUGCUGAAGAGAUGGAUGUAACUAUCGGAGAAGAGGUUGGUUAUAGUAUCCGUUUUGAAGACUGCAGUAGUGCAAGAACAGUUUUGAAGUAUUUAACAGAUGGUAUGCUUUUAAGAGAAGCGAUGACAGAUCCGCUUUUGGAACGCUACAAGGUCAUAAUUCUUGAUGAGGCUCACGAAAGAACAUUGGCAACUGAUGUUCUGUUUGGACUUCUGAAGGAAGUGUUGAAAAAUAGACCUGACCUGAAGCUAGUUGUAAUGAGUGCUACUCUUGAGGCUGAAAAAUUUCAGGGUUAUUUUUUUCAAGCACCACUUAUGAAAGUUCCUGGGAGGCUUCAUCCGGUGGAAAUAUUUUACACUGAAGAGCCUGAAAGGGACUACCUGGAGGCAGCAAUCCGAACUGUUGUGCAAAUUCAUAUGUGUGAAACUCCUGGAGAUAUACUUGUGUUUCUCACUGGUGAGGAGGAGAUAGAAGAUGCAUGCCGAAAAAUAAAUAAAGAAGUUGCAAAUAUGGGUGACCAGGUGGGACCUGUCAAAGUAGUGCCUUUGUAUUCUACCCUUCCUCCAGCUAUGCAGCAGAAGAUAUUCGAACCAGCUCCACCUCCUGUGAAAGAGGGUGGUCCUGCUGGAAGGAAGAUUGUGGUGUCAACAAACAUUGCUGAAACUUCUUUGACCAUUGAUGGUAUAGUAUAUGUAAUUGACCCUGGGUUUGCAAAACAAAAAGUUUAUAACCCACGAGUGCGUGUGGAAUCAUUGUUGGUAUCUCCGAUCUCUAAGGCUAGUGCACACCAGAGAUCAGGGCGUGCUGGAAGAACUCAGCCUGGAAAAUGCUUUAGACUUUACACUGAGAAAAGUUUCCAGAAUGAUCUUCAACCACAGACCUAUCCAGAAAUAUUAAGAUCAAACCUUGCAAAUACGGUUCUUACUUUGAAGAAACUGGGAAUAGAUGAUCUAGUGCAUUUUGAUUUUAUGGAUCCCCCUGCUCCAGAGACAUUGAUGCGGGCUUUAGAGGUUUUGAAUUACCUUGGAGCGUUAGAUGAUGAUGGAAAUCUGACAAAGCUGGGCGAAAUUAUGAGUGAAUUUCCAUUGGAUCCUCAGAUGUCAAAGAUGCUCGUUGUUAGCCCUGAGUUCAACUGUUCAAAUGAAAUUCUAUCAGUUUCUGCCAUGCUUUCAGUACCCAAUUGCUUUGUCCGGCCUAGGGAGGCUCAGAAAGCUGCUGAUGAAGCAAAAGCUAGGUUUGGGCACAUCGAUGGAGAUCACCUCACGCUUUUGAACGUAUACCAUGCAUACAAGCAAAACAAUGAGGACCCAUCAUGGUGCUAUGAGAACUUCGUCAACCAAAGGGCAUUGAAGGCUGCUGAUAAUGUUAGACAACAGCUCGUGCGUAUCAUGGCCAGGUUUAACCUCAAAUUGUGCAGCACUGAUUUCAACAGCCGUGAUUACUACAUCAACAUAAGGAAGGCUAUGCUAGCAGGUUAUUUCAUGCAGGUAGCUCACCUGGAACGUACUGGACACUACUUGACAGUGAAGGACAACCAAGUGGUGCACUUGCAUCCAUCGAAUUGCUUGGAUCACAAGCCGGAGUGGGUCAUCUAUAAUGAAUAUGUUCUAACAAGCAGGAAUUUCAUUCGGACGGUGACAGAUAUUCGUGGUGAAUGGAUAAUUGAUAUAGCACCACAUUAUUAUGAUCUGACGAACUUCCCGCAGUGUGAGGCUAAGCGUGUUCUUGAGAAGCUUUACAAGAAGCGGGAGAAGGAGAGGGAGGAGAGCAGGAACAGAAAGUGAUAAUAUUUUCAGCUUUGGCAUCUUUCAACUCCUUAUUUGCCUUUUCUACAACGGAAAGGAGGAGCCAUUUCCUGAGAUCUCAAUUCUUUCAUUAUAUUAGCCAUUGUGUAACUCUUCAGGAGGACCAGCUUGGCAGUGAAAUCGGUGGAAAUUUGGCAAUGUUUCUGUACCAUUAACUAGUGCUAGUUUUAGUUAACUAUAAUUUUCUAUUGUAUUGAUUAUCUUAAUUUAUUCUGGAUUUGAUGGUUUCAUUUAAGAAAAACGGGAAUUAAUGUUAUCUAUGCUACAGGGAACAGGAUUCCCUCACUUGGGCUUUA